Lathyrus sativus (Indian pea) is the source of this 237-nucleotide messenger RNA. NCBI's taxonomy places the organism in Eukaryota, Viridiplantae, Streptophyta, Magnoliopsida, Fabales, Fabaceae. The record is from the annotation of a GenBank genome assembly.
AUGGGAAGCUCACGGGGACGGGGACGACCAAAGAAAACGGUGUCACCGCCGCCGAAGCAGAUUAUUACUCAGACGACUCAGCCAGAAUGUAGCCAGGACAACGAUGAAACAAAUGCAAAGCAACAGUCACAAGACAUGGAAGCACAAUUGGGUACGAAAGAACAGUCUGUAACAGGUGAUAAAGGUAAAACCCUAGAACCAACAGACUCAACAUAUGCACAAGAACCGAAGGAGUAA